UAAAGCCCAUGGUGACUGUAUGAAUUCACUAAGGAACUUCAGUGCUGAGAUCUGAAUGCACAGGUCUGGAGUUUGGUUAUAAAUACUCAUUAUCUCCCUCUGUGUGGAUUCCAAACAGCAGUAAACAAGUGGGGCCCCAAGGAUGGCUUCUGGCCACUGGAACGAGACCACGCCCUCUGUUCACCAGGACCUGGGCUUCCAAGUGCAAACCAUCUACCCUUUCCACGACAACUGGAACACGGCCUGCUUUGUCAUCCUGCUUCUGUUCAUGUUCACCGUGGUGUCCUUAGUCGUGCUGGCUUUCCUCUACGAGGCACUCGACUGCUGCUGCUGUGCCAAGAACAAAACCGUGAAGGACUUGAAAAGCGAGCCCAACCCUCUCAGGAGUAUGAUGGACAACAUCAGAAAACGGGACAGUGAGGUGGUCUAGCCCUCCUCAGAAGAUAAACAAAAGCUUACAGCCCUCUGCCUCUUGAGGAAAAUGAAAAUUUGCUGAAGGCAACCCUUACGACAACAUUGAUGCUGACUUUGAGUGGCUCAAAGAUUUCCAGUAGAAAACAAGUGAGAUGAGCACUUCUGUGUGUGUGUGUGUCCUUCCUUAAAUACACAGUUCAUGACGGGAACCUACCAGUCUACUUAACACGGCAUCUCAAACACUAGAUGAGCUAUUCC
Messenger RNA from Peromyscus eremicus (cactus mouse), 672 nucleotides. RefSeq names its product small integral membrane protein 18 (gene Smim18). The record is from RefSeq and is a predicted model, not a curated record. The coding region runs from base 143 to 430 and encodes 95 amino acids. Lineage: Eukaryota; Metazoa; Chordata; Mammalia; Rodentia; Cricetidae. The transcript has a single exon.